AUGCAGAGUCAAACAGAAUCAGCCGAGCCUCGAUUCUCGACCAUGUCGACUGCCCAACUUGACAUCAGCUUCAGCCUAUCCACCACGAUGGAGAUGACCAUCUAUCUGCGGAAUGCCAUCUUUGGCGCAGGAUUGAUAGCAACGGGCUGUGGUAUCGCCAGGAGUUACUACCUCUGGAAACUUCAGCAUACCUAUGACACAACAUGGACCGGCUACGAACUAUUUGCCUGGUCGAUCGUCGAAUGCCAAAUGGCGAUAAUCUGCGCGUGUGCGCCAUCGUUACGGGUCUUCCUCCGCCGCUACCUAGCCGACACAAUUAAAAGAAUGACAGGCAGUGUCAGCCACUAG
Molecule: messenger RNA, 348 nt
Organism: Fulvia fulva
Lineage: Eukaryota; Fungi; Ascomycota; Dothideomycetes; Mycosphaerellales; Mycosphaerellaceae
Exons: 2
Coding region: 1-348 (115 amino acids)
Source: RefSeq, a predicted model, not a curated record